AUGCAGAAGUUUUCAGACGACACAGCUAUUGUGGGAUGUGUCAGAGAUGGCCAGGAAGAUGAGUACAGGAACCUGGUGAAAGACUUUGCUGUGUGGUGCAGGGUGAACCAUUUGCAGCUAAAUGCAUCCAAGGCAAAGGAGAUGGUAGUGGACUUUCGUAGGUCAGGGCAACCCUCACAGCCAGUAUCAAUCGAGGGGAGUGAUGUGGAGGUGGUCAAGACCUACAAAUUCCUAGGGGUGCAUCUGGAUGACAAACUGGACUGGUCAGCUAACACAGACAUCCUGUACAGGAAAGGACAGAGCCGGCUCUACUUCCUAAGAAGGCUGAGGUCCUUUAACAUUUGCAGGAAACUUCUCCACAUGUUUUAUCAGUCUGUGGUUGCCAGUGUCCUUUUCUAUGCUGUGCUGUGCUGGGGUGGCAGUAUUAAGAACAAGGACGAAGCACGGCUGGACAAACUGAUCAGCCGUGCUGGGGCAGUGGUCGGCAUAGAACUGGAAUCUCUGGUGACUGUGGCUGAAAGAAGGACACUAAGCAAACUUCACUCCAUCAUGGACAUUGUGAACCACCCCCUGCACACUGUUGUUGUUAAACAGAGGAGAACUCUUGGUCAGUGGAGUGUGACCUACACCCCACAAAAUGUUUGUGCUUUAAAUGGAUCCGCUGUGUUUUUGAACUGCUCUUAUACAUACCCGUCAAAUGGUAAAGUGACGGACGCCUUUUGGACCAUUAACGCAGUACAGCUACCUAAUCUUACCAGUCAAUCAGGUUACUCAGGUCGAGUGGAGUAUUUUCAAGAUCAGGGUCCAAAUAAACACGCCGUUAGAAUAAGAGAUGUGAGGAACACCGAUGAACGUGUGUAUUACUUCAGAUUCGUAACAAACCUCUCAGGAGGAAAAUAUACUGGUUCAUCUGGAGUUACACUCAAUGUUACAGUCCUUCAGGUGAUCGGUUCUCAAGAAGUGACGGAGGGCCAACCGGCUAAUCUGACGUGCAACACCACCUGCAAUCUGACCGACCCACCGACCUUCGUCUGGUUCAGAAACGGACUCAAUCUGACCACGAACUCCACCAACAGCAGCCUUCUCCUGAAUCCGGUCAGCAGCGCAGACGCAGGCAGUUACAGCUGUGCCGUGAAGGGAUACAAACAGCUCCGCUCUCCUGAUCAAACCCUCACCGUCAGAUAUCCUCCAAGGAACGUCUCAGCGACCAUCAGUCCUUCUGGUGGAAUAGUUGAGGGCAUUUUGGUGAACUUGACCUGCUAUGGUGAUGCCAACCCACAAGGAGAGAACUACACCUGGUUCAAGGGUGAAACUUUGUUAGGCAAGGGAAAGACCUACAGCUUCUCCAGCAUCAACUCCAACGACAGUGGAGACUAUAAGUGCCAGUGCAGCAAUAAGUAUGGAGAUGGAAACUCCACCAUUGUAACUCUUAAUGUUCUGUAUCCUCCAAGGAACGUCUCAGUGUCCAUCAGUCCUUCUGGUGGAAUAUUGGAAGGCAGUUUGGUGAAUCUGACCUGCACCGGUGAUGCCAACCCACCAGAGGUGAACUACACCUGGUUUAAGGGGGAAACUAUGCUAGGUAAAGGACAGACUUACAGGUACUCCAGCAUCAACUCCAAGGAUAGUGGAGACUAUAAGUGCCAGUGCAGUAACAAAUAUGGAGAUGGAAACUCCACCACCGUAACUCUUGAUGUCCUGUAUGCUCCAAGGAACGUCUCAGUGUCCAUCAGUCCUUCUGGUGGAAUAGUUGAGGGCAGUUCAGUGAAUCUGACCUGCAUUGGUGAUGCCAACCCACCAGGGGAGAACUACACCUUGUUUAAGAGUGAAACUUUGUUAGGUCAAGGGCAGACUUACAGCUUCUCCAGCAUCAACUCCAAGGACAGUGGAGACUAUAAAUGCCAGUGCAGUAAUAAAUAUGGAGAUGGAAACUCCACUGGUGUAACUCUUGAUGUUCUGUAUCCUCCAAGGAACAUCUCAGUGUCCAUCAGCCCUUCAGGUGAAAUAGUUAAGGGCAGUUCAGUGAAUCUGACCUGCAAUGUUGAUGCUAACCCACAAGGAGAGAACUACACCUGGUUUAAGGGGGAAACUUUGUUAGGCAAAGGAAAGAUCUACAGCUUCUCCAGCGUCAACUCCAAGGACAGUGGAGACUAUAAGUGCCACUGCAGUAACAAAUAUGGAGAUGGAAACUCCACUGCAGUGACUCUUGAUGUUCUGUAUCCUCCAAAGAAUGUAUCGGUGUCCAUCAGCCCUUCUGGUGGAAUAGUUGAGGGCAGUUCAGUGAAUCUGACCUGCAGUGGUGAUGGUAACCCACCAGAGGUGAACUACACCUGGUUUAAGGAAGGUGAAACGUCACCUGUAGGAUAUGAAAAGGUUUACGUGGCUUCACAAAGUGGAUCCUACUACUGCCAAGCUCAGAAUGUUCUCAACAAUUCGGUUUCGGCCGUCCACCAGGUCACCGUUGAAGGUAAUCAGUACGAGAUUCUGUACAUAGUUCUUCCGAUCGUGGCUACCAUGUCACCCGAGGAGAUCCUCUUCGGCAACGUACCAGCGGCGAGUGCGACCAGCGCCGCACCCCCUGCCGAAACUGCGCCGCCGGCUCCCUCCACCGAAGUCGAAGAGGCUCAGUACGCCAACGUCCACAACAGCCGUGAGGUACUGGUGGACGGUCAGGGGGACGACGUCCACUAUGCCAGUGUCACCUUCACUCCCAACAGUGCUGCCUACAGGAACGUCGCAGCAGACCUCGAGGACCACAAGGUGAUCUACAGCACCGUGAAGUAA
Messenger RNA from Trichomycterus rosablanca, 2781 nucleotides. Its product is annotated as B-cell receptor CD22-like. The transcript has 12 exons. NCBI's taxonomy places the organism in Eukaryota, Metazoa, Chordata, Actinopteri, Siluriformes, Trichomycteridae. Bases 1 to 2781 code for a protein of 926 amino acids. Gene Ontology annotation, molecular function: methyltransferase activity; 2-oxoglutarate-dependent dioxygenase activity. The record is from RefSeq and is a predicted model, not a curated record.